Cuscuta europaea is the source of this 2961-nucleotide messenger RNA. The record is from the annotation of a GenBank genome assembly. Lineage: Eukaryota; Viridiplantae; Streptophyta; Magnoliopsida; Solanales; Convolvulaceae.
ACCGGCCACUGCUCAUAUUCUCUGUAUUAAUGCAUACUUGUCCAUACCUUCUUUGGCAACUCUGUAUUUCUAAAGAUUUCAUUACAUUUUCCAAUCAUAUUUCCGCCUACUAUUAUGUACAUCGGUUCUUGAAUGUUUGGAUCUUUGUUUCCUUUAAUGGGUAUACUCUUCUUUUAUGAUAAGAUCUGGUGUUUUUCCAAAUUACAUGUGGUACGGAUGAAAAAUUAGCCCUAAAGGCUAAGAUCUGAAGGACAUAUUAUUCCUUCUUCUGUUUUUCCUUGUCUGUUUUGUUUGUGCGCAAUUGUGAUGAAGAAGGUUAGCAAUGACACGGAUCUAAAGCUUGCUUUGGGAUACUCCAAACGCCCUGGAAAGACGAAAAAGAAUGAUUCAGGUGCAGGUGUAAAUGCAAGCUCGGGGUUUCACUUAUUCACAUCCCCUGAUCCGUUAUCUGAAUUAGUUUGGUCUCCUCAAAAGGGCGUGAGCCUGAAGUGUGCUGAUACCAGCAUAGCCAAUAACAAGCCCUUUCUUGUAUGGAAUGUGGUGCCUAGCAGUAAUGACCUUUCUGCCCCUUCAGAAAUUGUAAGAUUCAGCAGUGUUUAUGAUGAAAUCGCAAGCGAUGAAGGAAAAGGUUAUAGAAUGGAAAAAUCUAAGCCUGCCGGUACAACUGGUGUUGAAGAGAAGGAUCAGAUGAUGACAGGAAAGGAGGAAGAUGGUGAAAAUCAUGCUGGUGGUGAAGAGAACCAAAAUGCAGUAUAUCGGCUUGAAAUGGUGGGUCCCACAUGUAACCCAGCAGUGACUAAGUCGGUGCCUACAAGGGGCAGUGAAGUAGCUGCAAGCAGUUGCAGCAGAAAUGAAGACAAUGCCAGUUACCCAAUAUCUUCUGAUUUACCCCUUCAGAAAACGCCCUUAAAAGAACUUCAACCUUCAAGAAGUUCUGAACCUAUUAUAACUCCAUUGCCUGAAUCAACCCUGAAACAGAUUGAACGAACGGCUGAAAAUGAUGUGCAAAACUCAACCAUAAAAGAAGGAAGUAAGCUUAAAAGAAACAAUUCUAUGCCCAUUCAAGCGUAUUCCACACAAAUAAGAACUUCUUCGUCUUGUUCACAUAAAAGGAAGGGAAAAAGUAAAGCACUUUCAGAUGGUGAUGAGGAAGAAGACACUAGCCACGAGAGUGUGGAAAGUUGCAACGGUACGAGGGUGUCUCUUGGCAGGAACAAAAGAAUGAAAAAACAAACGGAAAUAGAAUCUUCUGAUGUCACCCCAAAAGCUGGUGGAAACAGCUCUUUCAUGACUUGGAUUUCGAGCAUGGUGAAUGGCUUCUCAAAUCCAAACCAAGAAGAUGAAGAACAAGAAGAAGAAGAAGAAGAUGCAGAACAAGAGGAAGUUCCUUCUCUUGCCCUUGCUCUCACUCGUUCUACCCUCAACCAUGUGGGGAUUAAUUAUGCAACAGCCAUUGACAAAAACAUAGAGUUCCAAGCCAAGUUUCAUUCUCUUUAUAGUUCACCGGAAAAAAGAGCCUCAAAAGACGAACUUUCUGCUGGAGAAUCCAAGGAUGUUUUCUUAGAUGACAAGAUGGUUAUUGAGGUCUCUCCAUUAACAUGCCACCGGGAGGAAAAUUGUGAUGAUAAAAUCAUCAACACAACAGACAUGGAGGAAGAAGCAGGGGCUUCUUCUCCUAAAUCCCCAAUAAUGUCCCAGAAUUGUAAAUCAAAUUCCCCUGAAAACAAAAAGAAAGCAGGAGGCAGCUCUUCCGGUUCAAUGUGCAUGCUAAAAACCGGAAACAAUGGAGAGAGCAGCAGUCCCAGUCACCAUUCCGAAAACAAAGCAACAAAAAACACAUCGGAUAUAAGUUCCCUUCAAAGCUUCUGGAUUACCCGUUUCUCUGUCCGUGACCCAAACACGGCCCUAAACUUACCCGAAUGCAGAGAAAAUAAAGAGGAGACAGCUAAUUGUGCUAAGCCUGACCUUGAUGUUCUAACAUCUGAACAAGCUGUCUGUAAUAACAAAGAUACUGACUUAAAGGGGACUUUUCCAGAAGAUCCGGAUUGUGAUAUGUUACUGGACAUUCCGCGUAAUAAUACUCUAGCAGACGAUGCUUCCAUUGCAUUCAAAGAUGAUAAUAAAUCCAUACAUAAAUUAAACCCCAUUACACCUUCCCAAAAACUGAAAAGCUCAGAGGCAAUGACAUCAUUGUUUGCAAGGAGAUUGGAUGCCUUUAAACAUAUCAUACCUCCAGAUUCAAGAAAUGAAGCAACUUGCAUGACAAAAGCCAUCUGUUUGUUCUGUGGAAGAACAGGGCAUGACUUACAUAGCUGUUUGGAAGCAGAUGAGAUUGAACAGGAGGAUCUUUUGAGAAAUAAUAUGUGUUCAUAUGAAUGGGCAGCUGAAGGUUCUCAUUCUUUUUGCAUUAGAUGUUUUAAGCUUGAUCACUGGGCUGUUACAUGUCCAAUGGCAUCUUCAGGAGGAGGAGGGCAAUUUUGGGGGAAACAAGGAAAUUAUUGUUCUAAUGGCUCUAACUUUGUGGGAAAGGAGGAAGGGUGUUCCAAAGUUAUGGUGAAUCACAUAGGGGGAGGAUGGAAAGAGAAAUCUAGAUAUUUCACUGAUGCUAAUAGCCUGGUUCAUAAUCCGAAGUCAAGUGUGCCAAAUGGAGCUUUUGAUGCCAUUAGGAGGUUACGUGUGUCCCGUGGAGAUAUCCUCAAAUGGCUAAACUCCAAUGCCUCAUUGUCCCACUUGGAUGGUUUUUUCUUGCGUCUAAGAUUGGGAAGGUGGGAACAAGGCGGGUUAGGAGGAACAGGCUACUACAUAGCUCGUAUAGCUGAGUCCCAAAAAGACCAUUCAACAAAAGAUUCAAAGUGCAUCUCAGUAAGUUUUUGUGGCAUUGUUUGCUCCAUCGGAAGCCAGUACGUCUCAAACCACGAUUUUCUCGAGGAUGAACUUAUGACCUGGUGGUGCAAGACUUCA